UGUACGGUGAAGGUGGAAAGAAUGUUGAAAGCGGACGUAGCGCAAACCAUGUUUUCUUAAAUCUGGAUUAAAUUCAUUAUUUCCGAAAUUCAAAACUUUCGAUUUGGAUGCAAAGUGUAGUUUGUGUGUUAAUUGCAAUACCGGGAACACUCUGAACUGGUGAAAAUUUCAAAUAUUCGUGUUGUUAAUUUGUGAAAACCCGCUCUGAUUUCCAACUCCGUUUACCUGCUUCAUCGCUCGCCCGCUCGCCUUUCGUCGCGUUGCGUUUAUGAAACGAAGAAAAAAGAAAACGGUAGAAACAAAAAAAUUGGUAUAAUUUGCAACUCCUUCGCAGCUGCAGCAACAAUUACGACAACGAAUUUAAACCUCGAACCAUUUAUUCUGUGAAUUAAAAUCUAUUGACGAAUUUUUAAAGGAAAUUAAGUGAAUUGUGUUUCAUGUAGCUAGUAGCUAAAACUCGAAAAAUGUUGAGUUGACCCACGAACAUAACCAGUGCUGUAACGAACGUGCGAACAAACGAAUGAAAAACGAAAGCUGUUAAAAAGAAGUUGGGGAUGUAGUAGAGCAGAAAGAAGAAGUGAUAAAUUGAGUGCGAAAUGCAUAAAACGUAAAUGCCUACCAACGAAAAAUAGUAUAUGUCAAAAACAGUGAAGAAGAGCUGCAGCAGUGAAGUCAAAGAAUAAAAUUAACGAAAAUACCAAAUUUUAAACAAGUAUUUGUGUUCGGAAGCAAUAAUCCAAUGAAAAAUUAUGAUACAAUUUCUUUUAAGUGAAAUUUUGCAGUGUAAAUUUAAGCCAUUCGAAGUUUGUGCGACUUGUGAUUCAUUUGCUCGCAUUGAAAAAUUUAAAAAGUUAGCACAUCGGGCUUGCGCUGAGUGUGUAGUUCUUGGGAAGCAACUCCACAGCAUCACAACUCUUUUGAAAGCGUACGCGUGCGCAUAACAAAAAAAGAGUUUGUUAAAAUUUGUUAGCAAAAAGUGUGAAAAAGUUUGAUUGGCAAUUUCAAAUUUAUUUUCUUGGUCAGUAACUGAUAGCUGCGUAGCAAUUUCGCUUUUUUUUAGCUUUUAAAACUUGUUUAAAAUAUUCAAAAGACCAACAGAUUGUAAGACAAGUAAACAGCAUCAACAUGUUUACCGAAGGUAUUUUCCCAAUUGGUGAUGGCCUCUUGGACAUCAACGAGGAACGACUUAAAGAACUGCUGGUUGCAGAAGAUAUUAACGAAAUUUAUGAAUUGGAACAGACACCAUUUGCCAGAGGCAAAUUCGCUGCUGUACGUCGCGCUAUACACAAAAAUUCUGGUGUACAUUUUGCUGCCAAAUUUCUAAAACGACGCCGACGCGCUCAAUCCUCAGAUAAGGAGAUCAAACAUGAGAUCGCUGUGCUAAUGCUAUGCGAUGGCGCCGACAACAUUGUCAAAUUAAAUGCGGUGCACGAGUCACGCUCCGAUACGGCGUUGCUGCUGGAACUAGCAACCGGUGGUGAACUACAAACAUUUCUAGACAAUGAGGAAUGCCUCAGUGAGGCACAUGCCCGCUAUUGCAUGCGCGAAGUACUUAAAGCAUUACAAUUUUUGCACAAACGUUCGAUUGCACAUCUCGACCUGAAGCCACAAAAUAUAUUGCUCACUGGUGAGCGCAUUGAAGAUGGUUUAAAACUGUGCGAUUUUGGCAUCUCUCGUGUCGUUGCCGAAGGCACAAAUGUGCGUGAGAUUGUCGGCACACCGGAUUAUGUUGCCCCCGAGGUGUUGCAAUACGAACCGCUCUCAUUGUUGACAGACAUUUGGUCGGUGGGCGUAUUGGCGUAUGUGCUACUGUCCGGUUUUUCGCCUUUCGGUGGCGAAACAAAACAGGAAACGUUCCUCAACAUAUCGCAAUGUGCACUGACAUUUCCGGACAAACUGUUUGGCGGAGUGUCCGCUGUGGCAAUUGAUUUCAUACGUCGCGCCUUGCGAAUAAAGCCAAAUGAUCGCAUGACCGCUGCAGGAUGUCUCGAGCACAUUUGGUUGAAAGACGAAUGCUCCAUCGAUAGACAAAUCCUCACAGACAUCACCAAACCAACGACAGUCGACUCAGCAACAGCUGCAGCCGAUGAUGAUGAUGAAGAUGACGUCUGCGACGACGACGAUGAGGAGGAGGUGGACGAGGACGAGGACGAGGAGGAGGAUGUAGUGGGAGCGGAUGAAGUAGAGAAUGAAAACGAAAUGUCACAUGAUGACGGUGAAGAUGAACAAGUCAACAUAAGCAUUGAUGCUGACCAAUUAAAUGGUACAAACGGCAGCAAAAUGGAAUCAUCCGACACGGAGGAAGUGGAGGAGGGAGCUCAGCCAUCCAAGCCUGCGCCUGCGCCUGCAGUUAUCACGAAUGGCCAAGCAACAUACAAAAACAGCAACAGCAGCAAUGGAUAUGGCAAAUAUAAUGGACGCAGUGCCAGCAAUGCCAAUUCAACAAGCAACAGCGCGCGCUUCAACAGUACCACGAACGCUGGUUCUGCUGGUAGAUAUUCUAAUGGCACAAAAUCUGCUUCAAACGGGAGUACAACAACAACGACACAAAGAACAACCGCCAUCGUUACGGUGCCAGCAAUGCGUGCCACAACUAUACCGCUACAGUACAACAGCAGCCUUCAGCACCGCCAAUAUCCGCACCACCAACAACCGCAGCAGCAGUUGCAGAAGCCACAUCAACAACACCUACAGAUACCUGCACGCCGGCACUCAUCUUCAGAUUCCAAUAAAGAGAACACAUAUUUGGCCACCAAGAAAAUCACGCCGACAACAGCUGGUAUUGGGAGUGUCGUGGUGAAGAAGCCACUUUCGGCCACAUCAACAGCAACAAUAAUGAUUGCAAGCAGUGAUGUGGGCACUUCAACGACGACAGCGGGGGGAGUUGCAGCAGCCGCCAAUGUGGUGGCCACAUUUACACUGCCCAGCGGUGGCUAUGGUGGCAACAGUAGCCAAAUGAAUGUGAAUAGCAAUAAUGCUAAUAACGAAAAAUACAUAAGUACCACAACAGCAACACACUGCCUCUUCCCCGACGCACCUACAACCCCGAAAGUAAUACGUAAGGCACCCAACGCCGAGGCAUCGCCCACCUCUGUGAAAGCGCUAGUGAAAAAGUUUCAACUAGAAGGUGGCAACACAAGUCCGAGCAGUUUGGAAAAGCACGCAUUGACACAUCUUAAAGAGGCACAAUCAACCAAUCAGCAACCGCAACAUGCCAAUACAACAUCACCACAAAUGAACGGCGCCAGCAGUGACAGUAACAGCAGCAAGAAGUCUUCGCCAAUGAGCAACGGCAUCGCAAAGAAAUCGGAUUCGAUGAGAAAAUAUGUUGAUAAGAGUGGAAUUGGCAGCACCAUAACCAACGGCCGACGCGCCUCUGAACCCACAACGACUGUAAAACAUGUAACAGUGGCGCAUACCCGCUGUGGCAGUAUGCCAACCAGCUACAAAUCGACUUGCGUGCUUUGUAUCAGCUACGGUGGCAGCAAGACGCCAGCGACGACGGCGUCAAUGAACGGCACCGCCGCCAACGGAUGCAGGCAUUCUAUGGAUGGCGCAGGCGGCAAACAUACCAAGGCAUGCAAUGGCAACAGCACCAAUAAAGCUAGUAACAACAUUGCCGCUAAUAAGAGUAAUAAAAUGGGCAACAGCAACACUAACGCCACGACCACUGCUACAGCAACAGCAACAGCCAUCGUUAAUGGCAGCAACUCCUCGACGACAACCACCACUACUACUGCCGCUUUAUUGCUUGGCACCCAUCAGCAGCAGCAACACCUUCAUAAUCAUCAUCAUCAUCAUCAUAACGUCAAUGGCGUACACCAUCACCCACACUCCCAACCCCAUCCCCAUCAUCACCACCACCACCACCAUCACAUGCAUGUGGCGGCGAAGAGUGCUGCAGGCAACAAUUUAAGCUUGGAUCAGGGUAUUAUUUGUUAGCUAAGGGCCAACCGUGCGCGCAGGAAUGCCAGAAAUUUCUUUAAUCGAUUUCUAUGUUGUAUGUAGUAUUGCGUGGAUGCUGUGUAAGCGGCUGGCGAGCGAGCGCAAACUAAUAGCUUGUAGAUAUUUAGGUAGCUAUGCAGCUUGGCUGCUUGGUGGCAACAGCAACAGGUGGUUGAGGCGGUUGUGUGUGCGUGCGCAAUUAAGGAGAUAUGAGCGCAUAUUUUCCCGCCCACUAUUUUUUUUCUUAAACUUAAUCUGUCUUGUUAAAGUAAUGCUUAAAAAGUGAUUAAACUAAAAUAUAUUUAUAAAUAUAAGUAUUGUUGCAAAAUAUGCGUUCUAAACUCCUCUGACGAAACACACACACAAGUGGCCGAUGCUGAUGCCAAAUGACCACAGCACACGCAUGCGCGCUUUAGCGUAGUAGAAGCCGCUGUAAAUCGGUGCGUGAAAUUAGUAGCACGCAGCUUAAUUUAGUUAGGUGUUAUAACUUUACAGUUAUUUAAUAUGAAAACAAAAAACUAUAUUGAUACGAAAUAGUUGCGAAACUGGUAGCGUAAAAUUGAUAAGUUGAUAUCUGAAUUAGGUCAAUAUGGUGGAUGAUGAUUGAAUGACAUAUGGCAGUUGCACAAGACUUUCUAUGUACUUGUAUGAAUGCAUUAUUCCCAACAAAUAUUUAAAGCAUAGCGGUUCUUCAAUGAGUGUUUUGUCCAAUUCUGUUUAUUUUUUUAUAAACAGCACUAUUACUGUUUGUAUUCAAAAGCUUCCGCUUAAUUCGUACGCAUUCAGCUGCUUGCAGUAUGCCCUUCUACUUUUUUACUGAAAAAUGUUCAGAAAAAACCUCUCAGCCAUUCACACACACACACACAUACACGAACGUUCAGCUACUUCUCUAUUAUUUAAUUUAUUUAGUUGAUUUACGCUAUGAUUACGAUUUUUUAUAAUUAAAAAAAAAAUGCUGUAGUCUCUAAGUCGGUUUAUUUUUGUGAAACCUUUAUUUUAUAAUAAAUAUAAUUCCGCAUAUCAAAACACAAUUAAUUUGCAUAGAAUAAAAAAUUUUAUGGUGAAAAGUAAUAUUUCUAUUACUGUUGGAAGUUAAAGCUAAAGUUGUGAAUUGCAGCAAAGAAAUGCCCAAUAUUCUAGUUUUUAUAUAAAUAAAUAAAACUAAAUUAAAUAUUUGAAGAAAUGCGCAUGGCAAAGCAGUGGCUUUUGCGUUUUUGCUAGCAUGCGCUGCUGCUCUUAUUAAAGGAAAGAGCCUUAGUUAAUUAGUUAAUAAAUAUAAAAGUGUAUACCUGUAGUAGUGGUUAUACUGGCUGUUAGGGCUUCAAAUUGUUGGUGUCGCUGCCGUGGCUGUCUUCUUAUGCUGCGCUGCUCUGCCAAGCAGCUGAGAUUUAGGCGGUUCACUUAAUUUUCUAUCUAAUUAUUGAUUGCUUUUUUUUUCUUUUGUUCGAUAACCAUUUUCUCUACAAACUUUUUUCUGAACAAUCGCAGAAAUGAUAAAACUCGGUAACUAAAAAAAUUUAAAAGGAAAUUAUAUAUGUACAUAUGUAUGUACAGCUUUAGCUACUUUUACUUUUAGUUAAAACCGGCAUUCUUCAAUUAAAUAAUUACAUCCAUAUAAAUGCGAAUGCUGUUGUUAAGUAUAUGCCGAUCGUAGACAAAUAGUUACUAAUUAAUUGAGUUAUGAUAAUUGAUAAUAACUGAAAUUGAAUUAAUAGUUAUAAAAAAAUCUAUGUGGCUACUUUCUGUCAACACAACACAUAAACGAAUAAAAUAAAUCCAUUAUAUUUGGUAAUGCAUUAUAAA
Messenger RNA from Rhagoletis pomonella (apple maggot), 5748 nucleotides. Its product is annotated as death-associated protein kinase related-like. The coding region runs from base 1126 to 3942 and encodes 938 amino acids. Gene Ontology annotation, biological process: positive regulation of apoptotic process; protein phosphorylation; intracellular signal transduction. Gene Ontology annotation, cellular component: nucleus. The transcript is spliced from 6 exons. Gene Ontology annotation, molecular function: ATP binding; protein serine/threonine kinase activity. The record is from RefSeq and is a predicted model, not a curated record. NCBI's taxonomy places the organism in Eukaryota, Metazoa, Arthropoda, Insecta, Diptera, Tephritidae.